AUGGCAGUUCCUACAUAUGCUAAUAUUUAUUGGGAUGGUAAUAUUAUAAAUAGUUGUAAUGGUUACGAUUAUGAUGGAGGUUUUUCGAAGAUUAUUGCAAUGGGUAAACGGAUAAGUUUUAAUCAAUUGGUCGGUAAAAUUGCUCGUGCAAUUGGAUUAUCUGAGAAUAAUGAAUUUAUAGAGAUAAUUAGUUUUAGAAAGCCUACAAUUGUGGAUGGAUCCUUAAAAUUUGAAUGUAUGGAGAUAUGGGGUGAAGAUGAUGUAUCUAGUAUGUUUAAUUACUUGUAUCAAAUUGGUGGUAUACCUGGUAUAGAAAUAUAUGUUAAGAUACUUCGUUGUGUUGAUACUACAAAUGAGGAUGCUGAUAUUGGUCCAUCUGGAACUGCUGUAGAAUCAAAUGAUGAACAAUGUGAAGAGCAAAAUGUAGUUGAUGAUUAUGGUUUAUCUGAUAGUCUUGCAGGGCCGUCAAUUAAUUUAUCUGAUACAGUAGAGGAUGAGAACGAGGAUGACGAUGAUUCAUGGAUGUCUACUGAGGAUAAUGAUGAUGAUAAUGGUCAGGAGGAUAGUGGGAGUGAGUCUCGAUAUUACAACACACAAUUUUCUAAUUCUAUUGUGACUGUUGUUCAUCCUUCCCCAUAUGCAGAAAUAGACUUCGAUUUGCUUAGGGUGGAUCCUUAUGAUAAGUCAGAAGGUCGUUCAUUUUGGGAUCCUUCUAAAGAGUUUUCAGUUGGGAUGAUAUUUUAUUUGAGAGAUGCAGUGGCUGCGGCUGCAAAAGAAUAUUACCUAAUACAUCAUCAUCAAUUUUGUUACCAUGAAACAAGAGAGAAAACUUAUUCCAUAAAGUGCAAAGACAAAGACAGUGGGUGUGCAUGGAGGCUUCGACCAUCCAAGAAAGAAGGAGAGGAUAUAUGGAAAAUUACGAGAUACAGUGGACCGCACACAUAUACAAAUCAUCAGUUGACGAAAAACCAUAGCAAAUUGGAUGAAAAUUUCAUUUCUGAAGUGAGGGAUAAAUUUGGGUACGAGCCGUCUUAUCAGAAAACUUGGAAAGCUAAGCAGAAGGCAAUUGCAAGGCUUUAUGGGGGUUGGGAUGAAUCAUACAGUCGUUUGCGUAGAUUCAUGACUGUUCUUCAUCAUUUUAACCCAGAAACAGUAUACAUGAUUGAAGAUAAUCCACAUUGGAUAAAUGAGCGAUUAAAUCCGAUAUAUUGUGUAUUUGACCAUAUGUUUUGGGCUUUUAAGCAAUCGAUUGAGGGAUUUAAACAUUACCGACCUGUUAUCUCAAUCGAUGGGACAUUCUUAUACGGAAAAUACACCAGGUGUAUACUGUGUGCAACCGCACUUGAUGAAAAUAAUCAACUAUUUUCAUUAGCUUUUGCCAUUGUUGAUAAGGAGGACGGUGACAAUUGGUCAUAG
Manihot esculenta (cassava) is the source of this 1416-nucleotide messenger RNA. RefSeq lists its product as uncharacterized. NCBI's taxonomy places the organism in Eukaryota, Viridiplantae, Streptophyta, Magnoliopsida, Malpighiales, Euphorbiaceae. The coding region runs from base 1 to 1416 and encodes 471 amino acids. The transcript is spliced from 2 exons. The record is from RefSeq and is a predicted model, not a curated record.